Messenger RNA from Erigeron canadensis, 2008 nucleotides. Its product is annotated as protein DAMAGED DNA-BINDING 2. Lineage: Eukaryota; Viridiplantae; Streptophyta; Magnoliopsida; Asterales; Asteraceae. The transcript has 11 exons. Gene Ontology annotation, cellular component: nucleus; Cul4-RING E3 ubiquitin ligase complex. Gene Ontology annotation, biological process: response to UV; DNA repair. The record is from RefSeq and is a predicted model, not a curated record. Bases 75 to 1769 code for a protein of 564 amino acids. Gene Ontology annotation, molecular function: damaged DNA binding; protein binding.
UUUCCAUUUCACACACACAAUCAUCUAUACGUAUAAAAAUCUAUAUCUAUAUACAUAAUAACCGAUCGAUACAAAUGGCGGCACGAGCAAGACGAACGACGUCGUUUCCGGAGGUAGUUAUUGAGAGAGACAGCGACACUGACGAAAGUUCCGACGACGAAGAAGAUGAUGAUUUAGAAAUUGAAAACGACGUCGUUGAAUCUGAUGAUAACGCCGUUGAUAAAGAAGAAGAAGAUGAAGUUCAAAACGAUGUCGUUUCAGCCAAUGUGAAAGGGAAAGCACCAAUUACUAUUAGUCUUAAAAAAGUCUGUAAGGUUUGUAAGAAAACUGGACAUCAAGCGGGGUUUCAAGGAGCUAAUUACAUUGAUUGUCCAAUGAAACCUUGUUUUCUCUGCAAAUUGCCCGGUCACACGACGGUUAAUUGUCCUCAUCGAGCGGCUAUGGAGUUUGGGGUUAUUCCAGCUUCUCGUAAAAGAACAAAUAACCCAUUUGAUUAUGUAUUUGAACGCCAAAUGCGGCAUAAAGUUCCUUCUAUAAAACCAGAAUUUGUGAUCCCGGAUGAAGUGAAUUGUGCAGUGAUUAGAUACCAUAGUAGACGGGUUACGUGUUUGGAGUUUCAUCCGACUAAUAAUAACAUUCUCUUGUCAGGAGAUAAGAAAGGACAACUAGGAGUAUGGGAUUUCGGCAAGGUGUAUGAGAAGACUGUAUACGCGAACAUACAUAACUGCCUACUCAACAAUAUGAAGUUCAGUCCAGCAAAUGAUGGAACAGUGUAUACAGCCUCUUCAGAUGGAACCGUCAGUUCAACAGACUUAGAGACUGGUUUGUCAACGUGUUUGAUGGACCUAAAUCCUGGCGGGUGGCAGGGGCCUAAAAAUUGGAGAAUGCUAUAUGGUAUGGAGCUUAAUGCAGAGAAAGGUGUCUUGUUAGUUGCGGAUAGCUCUGGAUUCUUACACUUGGUGGAUGUAAGAUCCGAUUCUAAAAAAGGAGAUUCAGUUCUGAUCCAUAAGAAAGGAACAAAAGUUGUGGGACUGCACUGCAACCCUGUUCAGCCAGAUCUUCUUUUGAGCUGUGGAAAUGAUCACUUUGCUCGUAUAUGGGAUAUGCGCCGAUUAGAAGCCGAAUCGUUUCUUCACGGGCUUCCACACAAACGGGUGGUUAACUCUGCUUAUUUUUCUCCUCUGAGUGGAAGCAAAAUAGUCACAACAUCAAUAGAUAACCGAAUCCGUGUGUGGGACUCUAUAUUUGGCGACUUGGACACACCAAGCCGAGAAAUUGUGCACAGCCAUGAUUUUAAUCGACAUUUGACUCCAUUUCGAGCAGAGUGGGACCCAAAGGAUCCAUCAGAGUCCCUUGUGGUUGUUGGGCGUUAUAUAAGUGAAAACUAUAAUGGAGCUGCUUUACAUCCUAUUGAUUUUAUAGACACCAGCACAGGCCAACUAGUUGCUGAGGUUAUGGACCCAAACAUAACCACAAUCAGUCCGGUGAACAAAUUGCAUCCGCGAGAUGAUGUUUUGGCAUCGGGUAGUUCAAGGUCUCUGUUCAUUUGGAGGCCAAAAGAGAAAUCCGAGAUGGCGCAAGAGAAGGAAGAAAGAAAAAUUAUCCUCUGUGAUAGGAAAAAUAUCAAGAAAUUUGGAGAUGAAAGUGACAACGAUGAUGAUGAUUCCGGUGAUGAUUUUUCUAGCAAAAAAGGUAAGAGUUUAAAGCACAAAAAAGCAAAGAUAGUAGUAACUACUCCAUGUAGCAGCAGCAAGAAGAAAAAGUCUUAAAAUCUGAACAGUGUAUAUAAGUGACUAGUAAUAGUGUUUUGUCUCAGUUUUAUUUUUUUUGGGGGGGAGUAGAUUGAAAUUCUGGUUUUCUGGGCUUGAUUGCAAUCUAUGCUAAUAUUUUGUAGAUACAUAAAACUGUAGGGAAGUGGUCUGCUGAUUUUUGGUUUUGUUACAGCAACUACUAGUCUACUCCCAAUAACUAUCGUUUAAGUUAUAAAUAUAAUAGCUUAAUUAGGUAA